Molecule: messenger RNA, 2117 nt
Organism: Phaethon lepturus (White-tailed tropicbird)
Lineage: Eukaryota; Metazoa; Chordata; Aves; Phaethontiformes; Phaethontidae
Product: putative sodium-coupled neutral amino acid transporter 10
Exons: 5
Source: RefSeq, a predicted model, not a curated record
ACCAGAACCCGGCAGUAGAGGAGGCGGAGGAUGACCGUGAUAAACCGAAGCUGCUGGAUGAGAAGGAGGAGAUGGAGCAGCCACAAAUCAAGGUGCCCAUGGAGGUACCCAAGAGAGAGGAGGAGAGAGGAAAGCCGGAGGAGAAAGUGCAGCUUGACCGUCCCGAUCAAGGGAUCGCCCUGCCCGUGGGGGAAGCGCAUCGCCACGAGCCACCCGUCCCGCACGAUGAAGUGGUCGUGGACAUGGGGCGAGAGCGGGAGGAAUCCGAUGAGAACAAGCUUGCACCCGGAGGAGCCAACGGUCGUCUGCUCAAGCCUGCGCUGGAGGAGCCAGUCAUGCCGAAUCCCCAGAAAGAGGCACUUGGCCCAAAACAAGGGAAGGAAGCGAUUGCUGAGAACCGACUGCGGGGAGGGACUGACGAACCCGUUAAGAAUCCAAAGAACGUCCUGGAGGUGAUUGUGCAGCAGGAUGGCAGGCUGCCAUACAAAGAGCUGGAGCCAGACAAACAAGUGCUGGAAGCCAAGGCACAAGCUGCUGUGCCGGACGGCGAGAAGAAAGCUGAGGCUGCAGGUGACAGGGAGAAAUCAAAGCUCCAGCUCCCCAGGAAAGCAGAGGAGGCUGCGAAGUCCGUGGAGAAAGAAGGUGACCCUGGUGAAAAGCAGGAGCUGGCCCUGCCGGACAGAGCGGAUCAGCUGGAGCCAAGAGAGAGCCGAAACACUGAGGAAAAGCCACAGGAGAAUGCGGAGAGCAAGCUGGAGGAAGCGGGGCAGGCGAAACUGCUUGAUCAUGCUGUGCUGCUGCAGGUGAUCAAAGAACAGCAGGUACAGCAGAAGCAGCUACUUGACCAGCAGGCAAAACUGCUGGCUGUGAUUGAAGAGCAGCACAAGGAGAUCCACCAGCAAAGGCAGGAGGAGGGGGGAGAGGAGAAGCCAAAGCAAGUGGAAACGCAGCAGGAGCCUGCUGUGCCUCUGUCCAAGAGCAAGGAGGACGAGGGCCUCAGAGUUAAGCAAGACGCUGCUGCAAAGCCGCUCAGCAAAGAGCUGUUGGAGCACCCUGCGCAGGGCCUGGGCAGGCAGCCUGCUGACUCCGCGGAGCAGCGCAGGGGGACUGCAGGAAAGCUGGAAGAGGCUGGGCACAGGCGUGAGGUUCCUGGGGUUCCUCCCAAGGAGCGGAAGGUGCCACCACAAGAGAAUGACAGAGCUGUUAAAAAUCACGCGGAGAACUGGGAUCCCCUUCACGGGGAUGCCCGACACAUUCCAGCAGCCAGAAACCACCUAGAAAAGAAGCCCUUGGCAGAGGAUUUGGGAGGAGGUCAUGAAGCCAAAGCUGGAAGAGACAUCCAUGAGAAGAAGAAUUCCCUGAAAGCCGUGGAAGUAGCUACAGCUCCCAUCCAAAGAGAACAGCUGGGGGCUGCCAAAGUUCAGGGAGUAGCAGGAAAGAGUCUGGAAAGAGACUCAGGAAUAGACCUUAAAGCCAAAGCACUGAGUCAGGUGGAGCCCAAAGACCUGGCAGUUGCUCUGGACUCCUCCAGUAAAAGGAACGUGGCGGAGAGCGAGCAGCACCUACGGGAGCGUCAGAGAGCUGCAGACACCGAGGGAGGUGAGGGUGCUGGCAGACAGCAGCAGGCCUCGCAGAGGGACCUGCCUGGCAAGGGGGAGGUAAAGGAAGAAGCUCCUCGGGAGAACGUGGUGGACGUGGCCCAGGACCUGCAGGGAGGUCUCCAGAGCAAGCAGCGGCGCGGGGACGGGGGUCUCUCAAACAAUGCUGAGAAGAAACCGGGCCCUGAGAAUGCUCCUGCCCAAAAGCCUGAGAAGGGAGCGGCUGCCCAGGGGGAGCAGGAGCUGGACCACGACGUCAAACCGAACCGGGACCUGAAACUGCAGGCAGACCUGGACCUCCGCCGGAGGAGACGGGACCUGCUGCCUCCCGAGGAGGAGGAGGAGGCGGCUGCACAGGGGGCGGGGGUCUUCAUUGGCCUGAACCCCCUUCCAGAUGUGAAAGUAAACGACCUCCGGAGUGCUCUAGAGACACGAUUAAACCAAGUUGCGGAGGGGGCUCAGCAGGUGGUCCACAGCCGGCAGAUCAAGCAGGUGACGCAGGCGGAUGGGAGCAUGUGA